AUGGUGUAUGAAUGGGAAGUAUGGGAAGAGUUGGGAAAUAAGCAUUCAGCUGUUCCAAAGAAUGAAGAUGCUGCUCAGAGGAAAGCAGCUCUGGAAGCUGCUAUGAGAAAGAAGAUUGAAUUUGAGAAAAAAGCGUUGUCUAUUGUUGAACAGCUCCUGGAGGAGAACAUUACUGAAGAGUUCCUUCUAAAUUCUGGAAAGUGUAUUACUCCAUCUCACUAUAAAGACAUUGUUGAUGAACGAUCUAUCAUCAAACUAUGUGGUUAUCCUCUGUGUCAAAAUAAACUGGAAAAUGUGCCAAAGCAGAAGUACAAGAUUUCAACAAAAACUAACAGAGUUUAUGAUAUCACUGAAAGAAAGUGCUUUUGCAGCAACUUUUGCUAUAGAGCAUCUAAAUAUUUUGAAGCUCAAAUUUCUAAAAGUCCAGUAUGGAUGAGAGAAGAAGAAAAACCACCAGACAUAGAGCUGCUGAAGGAGGGACAGAGUGGACGGUCUGGAGAAGAGGUGAAACUGUGUGAUGAAGUAAUUAAAGCAUCUGACAUUGAAAAUCCUAGGAUACCUUCAGAGCCAUGUGAAGCUGGUUCUCGUGACACAGCCAGUGAGAGCAGCAGUGAUAAUGAGCAAGAAUUUAUUUCGUCUGUCCUACCAGGAAGUCAGUCAAGUUCAGCCAAUUUUACACAGCAAUUGCCCAGAAAAAGCAUCCUCAAAAAAAAGCAUGCUCAGAAAGUCUAUCCCAGCCCUAAAGCUGAAGAUUCAGAUGUGGUAGAAGCCACUGAACAACUCUCUCAUUGUAAAUUAGAUGCUCAGGAAGAAGUACAUGCUUGCUCUGUUCAUAAUGAAAUAACUGCACCACCUUCAAAAAAUACUACUCUGGGGAAAUCUAGUGCUUCACAAAUCUGUGAAAAUACCUGUGGAUCACAAAUAGUUUUUCUAGGUGUGAGCAAAAGAGGGGCAGAACAUCUUAGAAGAACACUAGCUAACUCAACAGAAUAUAGAAAAUAUGAACUGAGGAAUCCAGUUAAUUCCAAAGGCAGUUUACUGGAAGUGCUUAGGCACACACUUACAGAAUGGAGAACUGAGGAAACUUUAAAAUUUCUCUAUGGCUCAAACUAUACUUCUUUGUGCUCAUUAGAGUGCAUAGCACCUGCCAGCCAAGAGACUGAAGAACUUGAUGAGGAUGACUUGGAUACAGCCGAUGAUCUUAACGCUGUUGCUGUAAGAGAGUCUGAAAACAGCUUGAAUUAUUCUUUACCUUUCACAGGCCCAGGUGAAAUAGUUAAGCCUGUACCUAGUUACGAAAAGUUAAAAGAAGAAACGGAGUUCCUAGAACUCCGAGUGAAAGAGUUCUAUAAAGGGAGGUGCAUCUUGGCUGAAGAGGCAGCGACACUUGCACAGAAAGAGGAACAUCCAAGCACAGACAAAGAUGAUCAACACGAAGAUCUCACCUUCCCGCUUGUUGAUUCCAAUGCACAAAUGCAGAUUAGAAAGCGAAUCGUCCUUGAAAAACUGAGAAAAGUAUUACCUGCAGUUUUGGGCCCUCUUCAGAUCGCUCCAGGUGAUGUUUAUGCAGAGCUGAAAAACCUUGUCAAAACUUUCCGGUUAACAAACAGAAAUAUUAUUCACAAAAUACCUGAAUGGACUCUAAUCGCUAUUGUUUUGUUGUCUGUAUUGUCACAAACUACUCCACUUUUCAAGAAUACUCAAACAAGCCCAAUGUACACACAGUUCCUGACCACGUUGCUGGAAGAACUGCAUUUCAAAAAUGAAGAUUUGGAAAGUUUAACAAGAAUAUUUAGAAUGGACUGAUGACUUGAAUGAAUAACAUGAUCAUCUUAACAUCUCCUACCACCUGAAAUAGUUGCACAGAGAAUAAAAGAAUACCUUCAAUUGUUGGAACUUUUUUAAAAUGAAAAAUAUAGUUUAGUAUGAAUUGUA
This is a messenger RNA of Pipra filicauda (Wire-tailed manakin), 1935 nucleotides long. It is a transcript of the gene RPAP2, whose product is annotated as RNA polymerase II associated protein 2. Bases 1 to 1806 code for a protein of 601 amino acids. Gene Ontology annotation, cellular component: cytoplasm; nucleus. Gene Ontology annotation, molecular function: RNA polymerase core enzyme binding; RNA polymerase II CTD heptapeptide repeat phosphatase activity. The record is from RefSeq and is a predicted model, not a curated record. Lineage: Eukaryota; Metazoa; Chordata; Aves; Passeriformes; Pipridae. The transcript has 13 exons.